UUGAACGUCUAGUACGGACGUAUUUGGGAUUGAGCCGCAGCGCCUAUCAUUCUCGCACGGCGUUUUACGGCUGCUGAUGCUGAACGGUAAUGCAGGGAUAAAAUUGUAAGACUAAGCAUAAUAAGUAAGCCUUGGUUCGUCGAGAUUUGUAUUAGUUGGUCUGCUCCUGCUUGCAUGAAAGUAAAUACUGCCCGACCCCUCUACAGUACAUUUUUGUUGGGUCUUGCUGGAGCCCAGUCCUGAUGUACUCCUCUACCCCAAAAACUCUGGUAUUCUGUCUGCCAGAAUAAUGAGGAAGAGACGGCAUUGGAAACCUCAGUUUCGUCUGUUUAUGCACUGGAUAAUUGAGAGUUGAGUUUGCGAACGUGUAGUAAGAUCUGACUCAAUGGCAAAAAAAGGGCGUUCCAAGGGUGAAAAACCUGAAGCCAUCAUCGCUGCCUUACAGGCAGCCAAUGAAGAUCUCAGGUCCAAACUAACUGACAUUCAAAUUGAACUGCACCAAGAAAAAUGCAAGGUCAGCAAGUUGGAACGUGAUAAGACACAGGAGGCCAAGCGCAUCCGUGAGCAGGAGCAGCACCGGCACACUGCAGCUCUUACUGAACAGCGGGCACGCUGGCAUGAGGAGAAGCUGAAGGAGCUGGCAGCACUGCGUGAGUCACUGACACGACAGCAUGAACAGGAGCUAGGAAGAACUGCCAAGAUCAAGGAUGGUGAGAUCCAGAGGCUAAGGUCUGCACUGGCCGCAUUGCGUGAUGGAACUGGUGAGAAGGUUCGCACAGCACUGGCACUGGAGGCACGUGAUGAGGCACGGCGUUUCUUUGAGCAGGAACGUGCAAAGUUGCUAGGCGAGAUCGCUGAACUGAAGGCUGCAAAGCGUCACACAGAUGAGGCGCUCAAUGCUGCCAUCCAGGCUGAUAAGACAAAGGCGGUUGACCUGCGCUCUGAGCACCAGGCACAUCAGGAACAGAUCACUAAGAUCAAGUGGGACUGCGAGCGUGACAUUCGGCGGUUGGUAGAUGAAAUCAAAGCGAAAGACAGAACAAUCUUCUCUUUGGAGAAAGAGCUGGAGACCACUACAUGUUUCCUGCAGAAGUUGCAGCUUCAGAAAGAUGCACUGGAUGAGCAGCUUUUCCUUGUAAAGGAAGCAGAAUGUAACCUUGGAAGUCCAAAAAGAGAGAUCCCUGGAAGGGCUGGCGAUGGAGCAGAGCACUGUGGGAGCCCGGAAAUGAGGAGGAAUCAAAGACGUGUUGCUGAGCUGAACUCUACUAUCCGAAAACUGGAGGACCGUAACACACUUCUAGUGGAUGAAAGAAAUGAGCUACUAAAGCGAGUGCGGGAAGCAGAGAAACAAUGUAAGCCGCUGCUGGAUAAGAACAAACUAUUGAGUAAGAAGAACGAUGAACUGACUCAGUCUCUCCAGCACAUGGAAGAGAAGCUUAAGAGCUUGACUAAAGAGAAUCUGGAGAUGAGAGAGAAAAUUACUUCUCAUCCACCACUAAAGAAGCUGAAAUCUUUGAACGACUUGGACCAGGCUCAGGAUGAACAAGAGAUUGAAUUCCUUAAGUUGCAGGUUCUUGAGCAGCAGAGCAUGAUCGAUGAGCUGACUAGAGAUAGAGAAAAACUUCUUAGGAAGAAGCGGCAUAAACGAAGCAGGCCUAUUAAGAGGCAUAUUGUUGUGGACACAUUCUAUGGCUAUGACGAAGAGUCAGUAGACUCCGAGACCUCCUCUGUGGCCUCUUUACGUAUGGAUCGUACUCCAGCCACACCAGAUGAAGAACUGGAUGAGGGUCUGGCCACUGAGGAGUCUGAGCUGCGCUUCAGGCAGCUGACACGGGAGUACCAGGCCCUUCAGAGAGCCUAUGCCCUGCUGCAGGAGCAGAAAGGUGGAGUUUUUGAUGCUGAGAUGGAAGCCAAGGCUCAUGAGCAGCUCCAAGCUGAUGUGCAGAGGUAUAAAGCAAAAAUUGAAGACCUAGAGAAAGAGCUCUCUUCCAAAGGACAAGAUUCCAGAUGGGUAGAGGAGAAACAGCUGUUCCUCAGGCGCAAUCAAGAGUUCCUGGAGAAGAUGGAAAAGAUGGAUAAUGAAAAUGCCCGACUGCAGCAAGAGCUCCAGGACUCUAAAGACCAGAACGAGCUGCUCGAGUUUCGCAUACUUGAACUAGAGGAGAGAGAGAGGAGAUCCCCACCCUUCACUCUUUCAAUUCACCCCUUCUCGGAGGGAGUAAGUGCCCUUCAGAUCUACUGUAUAAAGGAAGGAGUAAAGGAUGUGUGUAUACCUGAUCUCAUCAAAUUGUUAGAUAUUCUAGGAGAUAAUGGGAAUUUAAGGAAUGAAGAACAAGUGGCCAUUAUCCAAGCAAGUACUGUCCUGUCUCUGGCUGAGAAGUGGAUCCAGCAGAUUGAGGGCACAGAGGCAGCACUCCAUCAGAAGAUGAUGGACUUAGAGCUGGAGAUGGAGAUGUUCUGCAAGCAAAAAGGCUAUCUGGAGGAGGAGCUUGACUACAGAAAGCAGGCCCUUGAUCAGGCUUAUAUGCUCAGGGAACAGACACAGUCUCAACACGGUGGAACCUGAGUGACGACUCAAGGCAUCCAGCAGACAAUCCUUGGUGCUGGAUUGUCACUGAUUAACUAGGCCUGUUCUAAGACUGUCGGCUAUGCUGCAAGAAAUGAGAGCAGCACUUUGCUCUCAAAACUACUCCAGUUAUCAAUAAAGCCCACAUUGUUUUUGGAGUUUAAAAUAAAAAUAAACCAAUUUAACCAACCAAAUUAACCAAUUGCAUGUCAAAAGCGGAAAGAAGAGAAAAAUACAAAAAGAAAAAUCCUUAACAAACUUAUAAAAAAGUAUAACAAUUGGAAAUUCAAAAGUAAGUCAUCUUUUUCCUCAUUGACCUUACAGAGCAGUCCAUUCAUCCCCCAAAUGCCCAUAAACACUGGUAGCUUCCCCACCAAAGUGUAGUAUGCAUCUUCAACUCUGAGAGCUGCCACCUCUAAACUCUUGAGUGUGACUCCUACAUCUGCUGCCCUAACAUUUGGUUCUUCAAUGUUUUUCAUGUAGCUAGUUUUGCUAUUCCAGAUAAGAAAUUCAAAAAGACCAAAUUACUUUUUCUGAAUACUUUGGUCCAAAGAUGAACAACGGAAUGGAGAAGACCUCAUCUAAAGAUGAAAACCAUCUGUCUAACGUUAGAUGCAGGUUAUGUAACUGACGACAUUGCACAAAAAAAAGAAACAAGGACUCCAUUUUGGGACAAAAAGACUGCUUGAUGUCUGCUUGUGGCUAUUGCCCUGUGUACUGUUCUCCACUGGAGGUCAGCUGUCAGUUUGUCAAUAAGCUGCAUAUACAGGGACUGCUAGCAGCCUUUUGGGGAAGAUUCAGUCCCAAAAAAACUCAAGCCACCUGGUUGAUGGAACUUCCUUCAAAAGGUGUGCCCACCUUCACGCAGGACCCAGUUCUGGAGUAGUAAAGCCCAGUAGGUAGAACUCAAACUCAUUCCAUUCUCUCACGGCAGCAGUGACAUUCAGAGCAGGAAAGUCAUAAGAGUUUCAAUCUGUCCACUUUGCACAGAUAGAUGGGUCCUUUAUGAAAGCUUAAUGGUCUGGUUUAGAAGCUGGUUUAGAAAAUGCUCUGACCUGAUCCCAGUCCUUUCACCCACAGCCGACAUGCCAGUUUUAACAAGGUGGCCCAUCUUUGUGUAUCCCACGAUCAAAAGACAGGAACGCAGGCUGGCCAACAGCAGAAGCUUUGAUGAUAGGAGACUUAAAAAAUAAAGGUUCCUCUAGUAGCCACAUCCCAGCAGGUGUCAGGUAUUUUUAGUUUUUAAGCCUAUUAUCUAAACUUUUAGAGAUAAUUUUAUAAUUAGUAGUCAGAAGAACAACUGAUCUCCAAUUCUUUAACAGUGACAAAUCCCCCUUUAUGGGUAACAAGGACAACAUUGCACGUUCACAUGAUAGUGGUAGGAGGCUAUCUCUGUUUUUUUUUUUUUUUUUUUACAAAAGAACACCAUAGAAAUCACCCCCUACAUGACACCAGAAAUGCUUAUAGAAGUCCGAUGGCAGGCCAUCAAUGCUUGACAAGCAUCCUCAAGUUCCUCUGGGGUUAUCUUUGAGUCCAGAGCAGCUCCAGUUUUAGAUUCCAGCUGACAAAGUUCAGGAAAAAUUAGCUCAAUACAAACUGAAUUGCAGUGUUCUGACUUAAUGCAAAUUGGGAUCUCACUAGGGCUCCUUUGCUCUUUCAUUCAUAUAGGACCCAAGCCCCUCUUUUUCAUUUGCAAGGCCUUUGACAACACAGGGUCAUGUUUCUUAAUCAGCUGCAUCUCAAUGCCAUUUAUGUCUUUUUCCAAGACUUGAAAAAUUAGUUUUUACACUCAAAUUUGCAGUGUACUGUUGACAAAACAUUCUUAUUGGAACCUUCCCAACAUCCCACCACUGUCUUACAUCAUGGGAAAAAGAAGGUACAGCAUCCUUCAAUUCUACUGUAUAUUUUUAUUUAUCAGGGCCUAAAUAACAAUUCUGUGGUCAUCACCGACUUCUAUUUACAAACAAAUAACCUCAAGUGACACAUAAGAAAACAACAGAUUUCAAUAUGUAGUCAUUUUUCCCCCCAAAAUGUAAACCAACAUGCAGAACCAGGUGGGAAAACAUAAGUACACCCUAUAAUUCAGUAACAUGUAAAACCACAUUUAGCAACAAUAACUUGAAGUAAACAUAAUCUGUAGGUGUUUAUCAGUCUCUCACAUCAUUUUGGGGAAAUUUUGGCCCACUCUUCUUUACUACCUUGCUUCAGUUCAUUGAUGUUUAAGGACAUUUGUUUAUGCACAGAUCUCUUUUGAUCCCACCACAGCAUCUCAUUGGAGUUGAGGUUUGGACUUUGACUUGGCCAUUCCAAAACCUUGAUUUAUUUUUUUUUCUUUAGCCAUUCAGAUGUCAAUUUGCUGGUGUGCUUGGGAUCAUUGUCCUGUUGCAUGACCCAAUUUCAGCCCAGCUUAAACUGCUGGACAGAUGGCCUCAUAUUUGUCUCAAGAAUACUCUGGUAUAAAGUGGAGUUCAUAAUUGCAAUGACUGCAGGUUUCCCAAGUCCCGUGGCUGCAAAAUAAGCAUCACCCCAUCACCACCAUGCUUGACAGCUAGAAACCUAGUUCAUGCUGCAAUAUUCUUUUUUGAGGGAGGGGGCUUUCUCCUAGCCACCCUUCCAUGAAUGCCAUACUUGUUCAGUCUUUUUAUGAUUGUGCUUGCAUGAACAUAAACAUUUAAUGUGCUUACAGAGGCCUGGGAAUUUGCUGGGAUGCCCACUCCUGAGAAUCUUGCAACUGUCUUGAAGGGAUUCCAUUUGUAAACAAUCCUUCUCACUGUAGAAUGGAUGAUGAAUCUGAAAUAGUUUGGAGACCCUUAUAUAACCCUUAUAACCCUUUCCAGAUUGAUGAGCAGAAGCAAUUGCGUCUCGGAUAUCAUGGUUGAUGUCCUGUCUUCUUGGCAUGAUAUAGACACAUAUCUGAGUGCUCCAUAACACCAAACGUCCAAAGGUUCUGCUUAUAUAGGGGUAUUCAUACUUCUUGAUGAUUAACUAAUCUUGUGCAUUUCAUUAGUAACACCUGGCUGCUAAUUCCUCUCUUAAUGAUUGUGUAAGUAGGAAAGGUUUACUUAUUUUUUCUCACCUGGUUUCUGAAUGUUGGUUUACUUUUUCUGAAAAAAAUGACUAUAUAUUGUAAUCUGUUGUGUUUUUGGUGUCAUCUGAAGUUAUUUGCUUAUUUACAGAUGUUGGUGAGGACCACACAGGGUUAUUUAGGUUUGAGGGAUAUUUAGAAUUGAAUAUCUAAGAACAUAGAAUUGAAUGAGGGUGUACUUUCUUUUUCCCAUUACUCGAAGUUCACAAAGUUAUUUUUUUUUGCAUAAAACAUCAGCCAAAAUUCUGUAUCCCGCAAUAGUUUAACAUAAAAAUACCAAUAUGAGGAUCUGCUAGAAAACUGAGACAUGUUUACUGCAAAGAAAACCAAAUGAUGGUCAGAAAACCCAACUGGAGAGAUCAAACUUUCCAUAAUUCUGUUGUUAAAGUGUUUGGACAGAUAAAUUUGGUGUAGCCAAGCAGCACUAAUUCUAUUGUCAGAAACAUUGACCCAGGUGUACUGUCUUUCUGUAGGAUUCUUAACUCUCCACAUAUGGAGGAAUGCAAGUGUGGCUCCUUAGUGGUGUGACCUACAGUAAGUCCGCUGUGCAGGUUCAGUCCCCACCAAUAACAACACAAUCAUCAUUUCUACACUGCCUUAAAUCUCUGCUCAGUUUGGUGGAAAAAAAGCAAUGCACUCAAGCCAAUUAAGGAAGCCUGCUUACUUAAAUGAAAGUGCUUCUUUUCACUCAGCAAGUCAAAUCCUACUUUUUUUCUGAAACAUUGCAACAGACCUUUCAAACAUUUCUUCAUCCAGAAAGAAAUCUUUAACUUGUUUACCAAAAGUCGGUGUUCACGGUUUGAUCUACCUGAGAAGCGCCCUAAGAAACAGGGCUGCUCCUGUGACAUUUCAGUAUUAUUUUCAUUGGUAUUUUCUUGACAGCCAGCUACAUCAUCAAAAAUGCCUCUUCCAAAGUCAAUGUUGGUUAAACUGCCAUUGGCAUCUCAUUCCGCCAAACCGCCAUUGGCAUCUCAUUCCUCCUGCCUCCUAUGCGGUCAUGUGAGCCGCAUGUGACUGAUGUCACCACAUUCAAAGCACGUGCUCAGGCUUGCAUAAACCAUGUAUGUUCUCUCUUCAUGUUUCACGUGAAAAGAGAUAUCAAAUGUAUUUUCGAGUGAGUCAAGAAACAUAAAAAUAUGUCUCCUAAAAGACAUGAAAUGCUUUAGUGACAGUUGUUUGCAGCCUAGUGAAACCAUUUUAAAAGAGCUAGCGAUUUGUCCAAACCCUAGAAGUUCGUGCUCUAAUGCUUCUUUUGGCAAAAAGGUGCAUAGUUUGAAAUGAUUAUCCUUACUGAAGGGGCAAACAAUGGUGAAACACUUACUAGCGUGUCAUUCAUAACAAUUCCAGUUUCUAUCAAUUGAUUAGCAAGGUUUUAUUCUUCCAGGAAGACCAUUACUGCUUUAUUCAUUCAGUUCAUAUUUAACUUUUUCACUGACUUUCAGGAGGACAGCCUCCACCGUAACAGUCUCUUCAGGUACACACCUAGACCCAUGAUGGAGCGACAAAGACAUCUGGGAGAGAUGCCAUCUCUCCCACACCUUAUGAAAACACUUUAAACAGUACAAAUAACUCAAGUCAUAUGAAUCUAAAGAGAAAAGAGUGUGUACAGUCUCACACAGCUCUCACUCCAAGCACCACUCUCACCCACCAGCUCCCAGCAUGCGAGUGAGUGACUGAAUGAGUGGAGACAGACAGACAGAGAUUUCUCCCUCUUAAACACUUCUAAAAUACUGCUAAUAGGGCACGUCUGCAUGGCAGUGUAACCCAUUUCCAGGAAAUGCCAGUAAAUGGCACACCUCCCUCAUUAACCUGAAAAAGGAAACCAUCCAAAUCAACCAGGUGACCAAGAUCACAAUGUCUCAUAACAAAAAAAAAAAAAACACAUCAAUGUUUAUAUGUUUUACUUUGUUAAACAAUGACACAUUUUAGUCUUAGAUUAUGUGGAGCAUCUGUCAUACAAGUCCCUGUGUAUGAUCUGUUACUACAGAAACAAUGACAUAGUAGAAAGAGCGCAUUAAUAUAAACCUAUCGCUCAUGUUGGAGCUAGAACUACUGUGCAAGCCAUUCUGUUAUACAAAAACAUUCAAUCUUAAAUUACAGAAUAAAAUAACUUCAUGGAUAUCAGUGUUACUGUCACCGAGUAUCAGAUGAAAGCUUGUCUUUUGUUCUUGUCAGCCAGCUAGCCCUUACUGUGAUGGCCUGAUCAAGCAGCAGUAUCCAUUCAACAGUGACAUUCUGAAGAAUAGUAAACAGCACAUAUCAUGCAGAGGUUACUAGACUUAAUAACCAUGUUUUUUUUUAACAAAUCCUACUCACAGUAGCUUUAAAAAAUAGGAAGCAAGAAUCGUGGUACCUGUUUUUCAAUGCGUGUGUGUGUGUUCCUUUAUAUUAAUAGUUUUGUGACUAUGAGACCAUGUGCUAAAAAGGCAACCUAUGGCUUCAUAAUAGUAAUGGCGAUUUAAUAAUAGGUAGUACAAUUUUUAGCAAUGUCACAACCAGCUCUCACUGGACUUCAUGCAUAGUUGUUGGCAUGAACAUGUGUGGGUAUU
Messenger RNA from Pangasianodon hypophthalmus (striped catfish), 8200 nucleotides. It is a transcript of the gene jakmip2, whose product is annotated as janus kinase and microtubule interacting protein 2. Gene Ontology annotation, molecular function: microtubule binding; kinase binding. NCBI's taxonomy places the organism in Eukaryota, Metazoa, Chordata, Actinopteri, Siluriformes, Pangasiidae. The record is from RefSeq and is a predicted model, not a curated record. The transcript has 20 exons. Bases 386 to 2566 code for a protein of 726 amino acids.